Messenger RNA from Hyposmocoma kahamanoa, 686 nucleotides. RefSeq names its product larval cuticle protein LCP-22-like (gene CPR38). The transcript has 4 exons. The record is from RefSeq and is a predicted model, not a curated record. Gene Ontology annotation, molecular function: structural constituent of chitin-based larval cuticle. The coding region runs from base 17 to 499 and encodes 160 amino acids. Lineage: Eukaryota; Metazoa; Arthropoda; Insecta; Lepidoptera; Cosmopterigidae. Gene Ontology annotation, cellular component: chitin-based extracellular matrix.
CUACAAACUUACAACCAUGAAAUUCGCCGUUGUCGUGUUAGCGUGUAUGGUAGUUGCGUCUCAGGCGCAGUUUCGUGGCAGCAACCCCUUCAACCGGAACUCGCCGUUCAAGAGUCAACCGUAUAGGCCUGCCCCUGUCGCCCCCGUUCCGUCCAGAGUAUCUUACAGCGGCGAUGCGCGUAAUGCCCAGAUCUUGAAGGCGGAUAGCGACAUUGGACCUGAUGGCUCCUACAACUACUACUAUGAAACCGACAACGGCAUUGCUGCGCAAGCGCAGGGUACCCCCCGCAACUUCGGCGGCAAUCCUCCAUUAGUCCCUGUAGUUGCCCAGGGGUCCUUCUCCUGGACAUCUCCUGAAGGUGUCCCUGUAGCCAUCACCUACGUCGCUGAUGAGAAUGGUUACCAGCCACAGGGUGCUGCCAUUCCUACCUCACCGCCCGUACCUCCCCAGAUCCUCCGCGCCCUCGAGUACAUCGCCAGAUCCGCUCCAAGGAAAUAAAUCCCAACGAUAUCCACGAAUCUCUCUUUCAUAGCUAAAAUGCCUCCAAUACUCUUGAAACGUUAUAAUUUUAUAUUUUAAAAUAGGCGCCUUGUACCAAGUAACAAGUUCUACGUAGAAAAAUAUAUCAAUAUAAAAAUUAUUGUAAGAAAAGUGCCAUUGUAAAUAUACGAAAAUAAAAAAUUUA